Solea senegalensis (Senegalese sole) is the source of this 9519-nucleotide messenger RNA. RefSeq names its product pecanex-like protein 3. The record is from RefSeq and is a predicted model, not a curated record. Gene Ontology annotation, cellular component: membrane. The transcript is spliced from 36 exons. Lineage: Eukaryota; Metazoa; Chordata; Actinopteri; Pleuronectiformes; Soleidae. Bases 681 to 7490 code for a protein of 2269 amino acids.
UGCGAGUGCGCGUGCGCGUGCCAACUCGUCGUCAGCUCGCGCUAGCUUCCCAUGGUAGCUAGCUUGCUGAAGCGUUUGUGCGCGGACACCUCAGUGGUUCUCUCGCCAUGAGAGAAGGACACCUGCCCCCACUGCGUGUCCAGGAGCCUCCGGUGCCAAAGAGGAUGAGGGGGUUGUCUGGAAACAGUGAGAAGUUAGCCGACGCCAACACCGAGUGAAGCUAGACUUUUUUGGACAGGCGGCUGCCGUGCCCGCUAGCAUCCUGCUAAGGAAAGCUCCGAGAUUUCUUUCUCGUUCUUAAGCACGGACUGGACGCGGAAGGAGGAUAUGAGGCGAGCUGGACAGCUAAUGCUAAAUAUGAAUGUUUUUAAAUACAUUGAGUGGGUUGCCAAUGUGCCUAAAAGUAAUUCUCCUGAUAACCCAACACGGACUCAUCUACAGUGUGGCAACGCGGGUGCAGAGAGGGGACAAGAGUGUGCAAGGAUUCUUGACCUCAACUGAUGCAUACAUAUCCAAGACUCAGAACUUUUGUCCUUGAUGAAACAGUCUUGGUUAAUCUGCCGUCCCCAAUGGAAGUGCCAUCGUAGACACAAGAUACUGUGGCUCGAACUGCUGCACAGUUUUUUGAGCUACAGACUUGGAGGAAGUAUUUCAGCUUUUGGGUGAACCUGAAGUUGGAGAUGGGUUCCCAAGCUCUUCAGAUAUUGAGGCAGGGUGUGUGGGCCUCACUCACAGGGGGCUGGUAUGUGGACCCCCAUCAGAGCACCUUCUCAAACUGCUUCCACCUCUACCUUUGGAUAUUUCUUCUGGCCUUCCCCUUUCUGCUCUAUAUGGCUCUUCCUCCUAGCUUGGUCAUAGCAGGAGUCUAUUCUGCUGUGGUGGCAGUGUUUUUCACAGCCAUUAAGGUCGUGAACUUCCGGCUUCAUGCAAUGUUUGACCUUGGGGAGAUUAUAGAGAAGAAGCAGGCCUCACUCACAGCUGACGCCCCAAGAACAGAAGAAGGAGAUGAAGGUUCAGGUGUCCAUGAUGGAAACCACCACAGGGACAGUCAUAUUGGUGUAGAGAUGACUGUGUUUCGAAAGGUCAACUCAACACCUCCGGUGCGCUGUAGCUCCCAGCACUCGCUGUUUGGGUUGAACCAGGUGUCGGAGUUUUUGCCUCAGCUGGAGGAUACAGGAGGCACUAAGGAUAUCAAAGAGCUAAUGCGGGAACAAGGAAGCAAUAACAUGAUUGUUACAUCGGCUCACCGUGAAAUCUUACGACAAACCUCUCUGGACACCAUUCGAGCGCCCAGUGUCAUCCAGUCCCGCAUUGCUGCUGGUUUGGGAGGUGAUUUCUCUGGCUUUGGGGAGCCUGGAGAAUGUCUGUCUAUCCCUCCUUCACCCUCCAGUCAAGAAGAUGGAGGUGAGAAGGACCACUUGCAGGAAGUGGCGGAGUUACCAGAACAACUGUCUCUGCGGAGUCCUGAGGACAAUGGGUUAGGGUCUUAUUCUCCCCUUGGCCCCUCUGCUGAAUCUGAGAGUCUGGGGGAUACCCCGCUCAGCCCUCUUAUAAAGAGCAGCUUAAGUGAAGAGCUGAGUGAAAAUCUUUUGGGUUUGGGCCUUGACCCUGUGGCGUUUGCACCUGGGACUAAGCAUCCAGGCAGCCGCAGUGGGGUGGCACUAGCGGCCGGAUCCACAGACAGCUGUUUUAGUACAGGUGGAACCACCACAGACCGUGAGACGCUGAGCACUGUUAGCAGUUACCGCAGUGAAAAAACUGAUUCCACUCAACUGGAAAGCCCUUCGUUCAGCCAGUCACAGCCUGCAGAUGGACAGUCUUCUGCCUCCACUAAAGCAAUAGGCUCAAACAUGGUGGAGCCUAGAGAAGACCCAGUAGGACAGGGUGGAAGUGAUACAGACAACCUGUCAGACAGUGUGUUACUGCGUUCACCUUCCAAAGACUUUUCUCUGAGCCAGGGGCUAGACAGAACACUUGUCGAAGAAGAGGAUUUGACCCCUGUGCCCUCUGAUAUUGCACAGCCCUCUCCUCUCCAGAACUCAUCCCCUUCAAGUAGUGGCCAAUCCGAAGUUUGUGAUUUAGACGGAAAUAUCCCACUUCCCCCUGUACCCCCUUCUCGUCAGGCCAAUUCGGUGCCCUCAGGGCUGGCCCUGGGUUUAGUGUGUUCUGAGCCUGCUUUGCCCAUAUCAUCUACCCCUUUCUUACUGUCUGACCAGCCUGCGUUGCAAGCCCAGCAGGUUGUGCGCCCUAAAGACUUGAAGCUGCUGCGGGCCAGUGGCAGUAGUGUGGGGCACAGACCAGGGCGGAGAAAAGCUCCAAGAAGACGAGGCGGAGCAGGAAGCAGUAGUUUUGACUGUGGCUCGUACAGGCGUCCCCACAAUCAUAGACAACACAGAGAUUACAUCCCAGUGCGCAACCGACUGGGUGCCAAGGCGUACAGUGAAAGUCUGUUUGAAGAUUCUAGUGACGAGGAUGAUGGGAGUGACAUGAGCGCUGGUUCCAGUCUGGGCUCCCAGCACCGAUACAGCUCAGAUGAUGAUGAUGAUGAAGAUGAUGAUGAUGACUCAAGUUCCUCUACCUCCUGCUACUCCCCAGACCUUGCUAACACUGGCAUUACAUCCCCACUCCCCCCUGCUGCUCAGCUGCCCACUCCAGGGGAAGGGGAUUUACCUGAAACUGCUGGCCCCUCUCAUUCUCGUGCUGCUCAGCGCUCUUCUAGCACGGCUAGUGCUAAGACUCAUGCAAGAGUCCUAAGUAUGGAUGGGGCAGGUGGAGGCCAGAGCAGCACUGCUGCUCAGGCCUCUACCCUGCUUUCAAUGCCCUCCACCUCCACUCCUGCACCUCGAACUCUCACCAUGUCGAAGUCUGAUCUGGAAGCCCGCACUUUUCAUACUGACGGCUUCCCUGGAGCUCUUCAUCGGCUGGAUUCUCUUGGCGGCUCUUGGACGGGCAACCAGAUGGGCUGGAGGGCAGGGGACCUGGUUGAGGAAGGAGCUGUGGGAGGAGCUAUGGCUCCAGAGGAUGGAAGCAAACAUGACUCAGUCAGCAGUGUAAAGAGGACCCAGGCCAUUCGCAGGAGGCACAAUGCUGGAAGCAACCCUACACCGCCCCCGUCCACUAUGGGAUCCCCUCCCAGCCUGCAAGACCUCCAGCGAGCUCGCACCUCUUCUCAUUCACGGACACGCACACUCCCCUCAGCCUUACAGUUUGCCUCCUCACUCCUAUUGCCUCGCAGUGGCAUCCAUGAGGCCUCCACCUUUGAUGACACAUCUGAAGGAGCAGUGCACUACUUUUAUGACGAAAGUGGCGUGAAGAGGUCCUACACAUUUGGUCCUGCUGGAGGUGGUUAUGAAGACCCAGUUCAUGAAAGGGAAAGGCAAUCCCAGUCCUCAAGUUUCACCUCCACUGAGGUCCAGGAAGGGGCACCGGUCCUGUCCAUGCUACAGCCCAGACCUGUUUUACAGGGCAUGCAGGUGCGCAGGGUACCUCUGGAAAUGCCUGAGUUUGAUCCAGAUCAUGAGUCUUUACAAGAGUCCCAGGAAAACACACUGAUGAUUGAAGAGAAAGCUAAACCCAAACAGUACUAUCGCUUUUGGGUACUCCCUGGGAAGUGGCUGCGGGUUCGAUAUGAUCGAUUGGCUCUUCUGGCCUUGUUGGACAGGAAUCGUCGUGUUGGUGAGAAUGUGUUUGCAGUGGUGCUGGCCAGUCUCGUGGCCUUCCUGGGGUUCCUACUACUUCUACAGGGCUUCUUCAGGGACAUCUGGGUGUUCCAGUUCUGCCUGGUCAUUGCUAGCUGCCAGUAUUCCUUAUUGAAGAGUGUUCAACCAGAUGCAGCUUCUCCCAUGCAUGGCCAUAACUGGAUCAUUGUGUAUAGUCGACCAGUCUACUUCUGCUUGUGCUGCGUGAUGAUCUGGAUCUUUGACCUGUCUGGGCACUCUGGAAGCCUGCAGCCCUUCUCCCUCUAUGGUGUCACCUUCUUCUCUGCCAACUUCUUGCUCUGUGUCAGGGACAUGCUCAUCGUCUUUGCCUUGUGUUUCCCGGUGAUUUUCCUGUUUGGGUUGCUACCUCAGGUCAAUACUUUUAUGAUGUGUCUGCUGGAACAGAUUGACAUGCACGUUUUUGGUGGAACUGCCACCACCAGCCCCCUUUCAUCUCUCUUUAGCCUCAUACGCAGCGUGUUGGUGGCUGCUCUGCUGUAUGGAUUUUGCCUCGGUGCUAUCAACGCACCGUGGGGGGACGCUCAUGUGCCAGUUCUGUUUUCUGUGUUCUGUGGCCUACUCCUGGCCUUAUCCUACCACCUCAGCCGCCAAAGCAGUGAUCCCACCAUCUUGUGGUCACUGGUCCGGUCUAAAUUAUUCCCUGAGCUAGAGAACCGCAUAGCAGAUGAACCCCCUGUGGAGAUCAAGGACCCUCUUCCUGAGAAGCUGCGUAACUCUGUGAAGGAGAUUCUUCAUUCAGACCUCGUCAUGUGUCCCCUCAUGGCUGUCAUUACCUUUGCCAUCAGUGCCAGCACAGUUUUCAUCGCUCUACAGCCUGCUCUCAGCUUCGUCUUGUACAUCCUUGCCGGGGUUAUUGGCUUCGUUACUCACUAUCUCCUGCCCCAGUUCCGCAAACAGCUGCCAUGGUUCUGCCUGGCUCACCCUGUGCUCCGCUCCAGAGAGUACAGUCAGUUUGAGGUUCGAGAUGCUGCUCAGUUGAUGUGGUUUGAGAAGCUGUACGCAUGGCUUCAGUGUGUGGAGAAGUAUUUCAUUUACCCAGCAGUGGUGCUUAACUCCCUGACGACAGAAGCUCGCACUGUAGGCCAGAACCACAAAGAGCUGGACAUCUACAGCCGAGCUUUCUUCAUCUCAGUAGCAGGCAUGAAGCUGCUGCGGUCCUCGUUCUGUGUGCCAUCACAGCAGUACGUCACUCUGUGCUUCACAACACUCUUCUUUCACUUUGACUAUCCACACUUCUCAGAGACCUUCCUCAUCGACUACUACUUCAUGUCCAUUCUCUUCAGCAAGAUGUGGGACCUGCUGUACAAACUUCGCUUUGUGUUGACUUACAUCGCCCCAUGGCAGAUCACCUGGGGAUCAGCCUUCCAUGCAUUCGCUCAACCCUUUGCUGUGCCUCACUCUGCUGUGCUUUUUGUCCAGGCUGUCUUCUCUGCCCUGUUUUCCACCCCUCUCAAUCCUGUCCUAGGCAGUGCUGUAUUUGUCACCUCGUACACAAGACCUGUAAAAUUUUGGGAGCGUGACUACAACACCAAGCGGGUCGAUCAUUCCAAUACCAGACUUGCCACUCAGUUGGACCGCAACCCAGGUGCGGAUGACAACAAUCUCAAUUCGAUUUUCUAUGAGCACCUGACGCGCUCGUUGCAGCACAGCUUGUGUGGAGACCUGCUGCUUGGUCGCUGGGGCAACUAUAGCACAGGGGACUGCUUCAUCCUCGCCUCAGACUACCUCAAUGCUCUGGUGCAUAUCAUUGAGAUCGGCAACGGACUGGUCACCUUUCAGCUUAGGGGUCUAGAGUUCAGAGGGACCUACUGUCAGCAGAGGGAGGUAGAGGCCAUCACAGAGGGGGUUGAGGAGGACGAGGGCUGCUGCUGCUGUGAACCUGGUCACCUGCCUCACAUGUUGUCAUUCAAUGCUGCCUUUGGGCAGCGCUGGCUGGCAUGGGAGGUGGCCGCCACCAAGUAUGUUCUAGAGGGCUACAGCAUCAGUGACAACAAUGCAGCUUCCAUGUUGCAAGUGUUCGACCUUCGGAAGAUCCUCAUCACAUACUAUGUUAAAAGCAUCAUCUAUUAUGUGAGUCGAUCUUCUAAGCUGGAGGAAUGGCUGACUAAUGAGACCAUUCAGGAGGCUCUGCGGCCUUGUGUUGGGCCUAACUACGUAGACAGUGACCCCACAUUCAACCUGAACAUCGAUGAGGACUAUGACCACAGGGCGUCCGGCAUUACCCUCUCCUCAUUCUGCAUGGUUUACCUGGAUUGGAUUCAGUACUGCAACACCAGGCGUCAAACGCAGGUUACCUGUGAAAGAGAUUCUCCACUUGUCAUCCUCUGUUUUGGGUUGUGCAUCCUGGGAAGAAGAGCUCUGGGCACUGCCUCCCACAGCAUGUCUGCGAGCUUGGAGCCGUUCCUCUAUGGCCUCCAUGCGCUCUUCAAGGGAGACUUUCGCAUCACAUCUCCAAGGGAUGAGUGGGUGUUUGCAGACAUGGACCUGCUGAAUCGAGUGGUGGCACCAGGAGUGAGGAUGUCCCUCAAACUGCAUCAGGAUCACUUUACUUCUCCAGAUGAGUAUGAGGAUCCCAUGGUUUUGUAUGACGCCAUCACUGCCAAUGAGGAGAAAAUGUUGAUAUCACAUGAAGGAGACCCUGUUUGGCGCAGUGCUAUUCUAGCAAACAUGCCAUCACUGUUAGCGCUGCGCCACAUCAUGGACGAUGGCAGUGACGAGUACAAGAUCAUCAUGCUUAACAAGAGGUUCCUCAGCUUCAGAGUCAUCAAGGUGAACAGAGAGUGUGUGCGUGGCCUGUGGGCGGGGCAACAGCAGGAGCUGGUUUUCCUGCGCAACCGUAACCCAGAGCGCGGCAGCAUUCAAAAUGCCAAACAAGCCCUGAGGAAUAUGAUCAACUCGUCAUGUGACCAGCCCAUCGGUUACCCCAUUUAUGUGUCUCCACUCACCACCUCAUACGCUGGGGGGCACAGCCAGCUGCGCUCUGUGUGGGGAGGACCGGUCAGCCCGCACAACAUCUACACCUGGCUCAUCAGCAGCUGGGACGGGUUACAGAAAGGCUGUGGUGCUGGCUGUAACAGUGGAGGAAACAUUGAAGACUCAGACUGUGGAGGUGGCUCCGCCUCCAUCUCCACCAACCCAGCCAUUCACACCACCCAGAGCACACCUGCCUCCAGCCUUCCUCAGCCUCACAUCACCACUGUUCAGCCUCCCAUUGGUACAGAUAACCCUGUUGGUCCAACCCAGAGCUGGUCUCACCAUCCCCAACCUCUUCCAUUAGCUCUGCUCAGCCAGUCAGAAGGCAGGAUGGAGGCGGGCUUGCUUACAUCCUUGCAGCGAACCUCCUCCAUCCAGGGUCUGCUGGGCCAGCAACUGUCCAGCUCCCAGCUCUCCUUCAGCAGUAAUGUGGCUCCACCUCCUCUGCCAGGUCCAGAGCGCUUCGGUCCAGCAAGCCUGUUGGAGAACUCGGGACACAGAGUGGGCCAGCGGGCUGGUCUUCCCUGCAGUGGACUCCACUACGAGAGCCACUUUGGCAAGUGGAGUUUCUCAGGCAGGAAGGGCUUUAAUGGACCAGCUGCAGUGGAAGGGGAAGGAGCAACAGUACAGACCAUACGCACACAGCCUGCUGCUCCUGCUCUUCUGCAGGAGGUCAGUCUGACACAUGAUCCUCUGGGAGCCACUCAGACGAUGGAUCCCCUCCUGCUGACAGCAGGUGACCCCCCGACCCCCAGAGAGGAGUCCACAGAGCUGCCUUUACUCGAGCACCUGCACUGAGUCUGUGCAGUGGAAGCACACGGCGGUUGAUUCUGCUCAGACCAGACUCUUUAUUCCAGCCUCGUGUAACCGCGGCUUGUAAAUCCAAUACUGGAUUCUUUUGAUUCUGUACAUGUCACUCUUCUUAUCGUCAGCCGCAGGAAUCAAACAUCUACAGAGCUGAUUCUCAUCAGAUUAUGAAAUCAUUUCAUUUCAUAAAGACUGGAGGACCUGGUGAUGAACAUGUUUUUAAUCUUUAGGUUUUUUUUCUCCCAGACAAAGGCACGCGGUGUGUCUGUGGACGACCGUUGGGUUGGUAGUGACAGGCCACGAUGACCAGUGCAAUGAAAAGGGAUAUUUUUGCUUGAAGAUUGUUUUUUUUAUACUGGAGAAUAAGAGGAUCACGUCUGUCUUUCUUUCACUUGACGUCUGAACCAGCAGGGUUGUUUUUUUCUUUGUUCGUUUCUGCCUAACUAAACGAAAAGGGUCUGAAUAUUACUGUAUGUUUGUGCAGGAGAUUCAUCUGUGGAAACCACCAAAAGCCUUGUUUUAUUUUCCCACCCAUCCUCACCACACCUGCACUUCUGUGUCAAAGAGCUUCAGGAGCCUCCACUGCGUCUCCCACAUUGUCAACAUCCCACCAAGUCAUCGGUUUUCCUCUGGCUUAUUUCCUACAGAGGUGCCUGAAAACUUCUACUCACUUGUGUUUUGGAGCAGAUUUUACGGGGGAAGUAAGAGUCUCCUCUGUCCCAGCCAACAUGUGGUGCUUUCACCACGAGUUUCCAGUCUCCUUAGUCCUGGACAUGAGUCCAAACACCCAGAGCUGGAACCCAUUCAGUGAAAAUUGUGUUGAUCACAAACUUGCUUUUUUGUUUUUUGAGAGUGGAAUGUCAUUUUUCUAUUGGUUUACUUGAAGAUUCACAGGUUUCCUGAGUGUUUAAGGGGCCCUGAGUUUGUUUUCUUAAGCGAUCAAUAACUCCCCUCUGAUCAGAUUCAUGACUUUCUCAGCUGCUGUGUGUGUGUGUGUGUGUGUGGGGAGCGGUUUUCUUUGCCUGCUGUUCGGCCCCUCCAUCACUAUACUACUGCUUCUGCAUCUCCUGCUACUAAUAAUAUACCCACAACUACUGCUGUUUCUACAACAGUUAAUCCAGCGUUUUAGUUGGAAACGGACAAAGCUGAAUAAACAUGUCGGCGAAGGUGGAAUAUUUAUUUGUUAAAUAUUGUCUUACAGAUAUCUUUAACAGGGUUUGUCUCUAUGGUGUGCUGAUAUAGUGGAAUUGGAAAUCUGCCUUGUGUCGACUGUACCCACCCUGCCCUCAGAGUGUUUGUUGUUAUCACAUUUGUAUCAUCUCACUAAUGGCUGUCUGAUUUAUUUUUAUUUUUCUUAGCGUGUGUAUUUGAACUGGAAGUUGGUCUCUUUCCCACUCGUGCACUCUUUUUCACUGCUGUGGAAAAAAUCAAAUGAAAACACUUAUUGUGGAUUGAAGUAAACUGGUAAUCAAACCAAAUCAGGCCCAAAAUGUCUCCCCGGCUCCUGCAGUUUGUGUCCCUGUGCUCACUCAUCUGCAGCAACCUUGUGCCAUACCAGUGAUCAGAGACUCAGAAGAUGGAAACUUGAAGGAGGCCGGUGUUCUCAGGGUCUAUAACGGUAAAGAAAUGUACUUUUUUUGUCCAAAGGGAGAAGUCACAGAUCUGAGGUCAAACGUGUAUCCUCUCGUUCUGUGUUCUCCAUGCUGGUAAACCUGCACAUUUGUUUGUCUCUGACACAGAACAGAUGAUUCUCAGCAGUCAACAGUCAGCAUCCAUCAUGGUUACUUCCUUGACUCAGGAAAAACAGGCUUUCUAAUCAGAGCUGGAUUCUGUUUUUCUUCAUCUUUGUUUCCAAAGCAACAGGAAGUUCAAUGGUUUUUGUUGUUUGAACUUUGCUGGGAGUGAGGAAAGCACAAGUUAUUGGACCGACAUGGGUGUUAUUAAAAAGGGAUUUCUUAAUCUCUGAACUUGUACAGCAUGUGUCAUAUAUAAAUAUAUAUUUAAAAAAUAUAAAUCUAUU